AUGGAUACCACUAACAGUAAGAAAGAUGAUAUUAUCCAACAAGACUUAGCAGACCACCAACAACCGACACAGCAACAAUUGCCACCACAUCAAUUUACACUAACACUCAUUGAUAUCCUGGAAUCUCUAGUACAGGCAUGGAAAAAAGAGCUCGCAGCAAUCAAUCUAAAAUCAAAUUCAUUAAACGUAGAAAUCCACCUUACCACCUUCCAAAACUACCUAGAAACAAGGUCGGCAGAAUGUAUAGUAUCACCGGCCAACAGCUUCGGACUAAUGGACGGCGGACUCGACUACUACAUUUCGGAAUACUACGGUGGCGUGAACUCGUUGAUUCCGGUUGUACAAUCAGCAAUACAAGAAGAUUGGUGUGGCGAACAGAAUGUAGGAACCUGUCUACUGGUGGAUGUGGAUGAAUUAGCACAGAAAGUUAAAGGAUCGGUUAAGGAUCGGAAAAAUGUUCCACGGUAUAUUGCCCAUUGUCCUACGAUGCGGACACCGAAAGCAUUAUAUGGAGGUGAUGAUAUUGUGUAUCGAUGUACUUGGGCGUUAUUGACUUCUAUUCGUAAGCAUAAUGCGACGUUGCGUCGACCAGAAGAUAGGAUUAAUAAUGUUAUCUGCGCAGGAUUUGGAACCGGUGUUGGUGAGUUUCCGGAAGAAGGGUGUGUUAAACAGAUGAUAUUGGCUAUUAAGCAUUUUCUUGAGGCGCCGGUAAAUGUUGGCAGGAAUAAGAGUAACGAUAAAAAUCUUGGGUGGGGAAGUGAAUGGCACGUAAUGUGGCCGUAUGCGAGACAUAUAGAAAGUGGUGUGCAGCAUACACUUUUGAAAGAAGAGCAUAAUCGUGAAAAUGAUGAAGAUAUAGAUUAG
Ambispora leptoticha is the source of this 864-nucleotide messenger RNA. The record is from the annotation of a GenBank genome assembly. NCBI's taxonomy places the organism in Eukaryota, Fungi, Glomeromycota, Glomeromycetes, Archaeosporales, Ambisporaceae.